UAUCGCAUUAGACGUAAGGAGUAUUGAAUAAUAUAUAGGAUGGAACAUUUGAAAAUGAAACCCAGUGCAAAGAAUAUUUUGAUCGCUGUUUUCUUCUUAUCAAGUCUGAUGCUGUUAGUUAUCUACCAGGAUAAAGUAAACAUGCGAUGGAACGAACGAAAUCAGAAUAUUUCCGUCAUUCGUAAUAUUCAAAGCUCUACGGUCGUAAAAACGAGGGCUCCCGUUCCAAAGCAAAAUGUGAUGUUUUUGAAGACGCACAAGACUGGAAGUUCGACACUACAAAAUAUACUCGUGAGAUACGCUGAAGAAAAUAACUGUUUUGUUGGAUUGCCGCAAGGAGAUAUUUUAUUUGGUUACAUGACUGGAACUUCGUUUCAAAAAUCCAUGAUGAUGCCGGUGCCUAUUUCAAAAAAUGUGAGCAUGUUGUUGCAUCACAUGGUGUUCAAUUAUACAGAAGUAAGUUACUUUUAUGACCCUUUCUCACGCCCUUCGCUCUAA
This is a messenger RNA of Styela clava, 498 nucleotides long. The record is from RefSeq and is a predicted model, not a curated record. NCBI's taxonomy places the organism in Eukaryota, Metazoa, Chordata, Ascidiacea, Stolidobranchia, Styelidae.